AGAGAAGAAAAGUCCCCAUCUGACCAUGUGUUUAUAACUGAAGAUCAGAGUCCACAGUAAAGACCACCAGAGGACUACAGUCAGGGAGAGAAGAGGCUGCACGGAGCCAAGAGAAUACUGCACAGGAUGCUGGGAGUGGAGAUGUAUCCCAGCAUGCCGCUGGGCCACCAGAGACUUGGGGACUGCUACUACAGAGAUCGCGACGUCCCUCUAUACCCCCAAACCUGUGAUGCGUCGGCCCGCUCCCUGCCCCCCCGCCUGCUGGCCCCUCCCCCUGUCCCAGAGGCCAUGCCCCCUAAGGACAACAUCAAGAUGGAGCUGGAGAAUGGGUCGCUAUGGAAACAGUUCAGCUCCAUCGGCACAGAGAUGAUCAUCACCAAGAAAGGACGGCGUAUGUUCCCCCAGCUGCGUGUGAAGGUGUCGGGCCUGAACCCCUCGCUACGCUACAUCCUGCUUCUCGACAUCGUGCCGGCCGACUCCUCGCGCUACCGUUUCCAAGACGACAGCUGGGCGGUGGUGGGCGGGGCCGAGGCUCGGUUGCCAGAUCGGGUGUUUAUUCACCCGGACUCUCCGGCCACGGGGGAACACUGGCAGAACAGAACCAUCUCGUUCCACCGAACCAAACUCACCAACAACACACUCGACACGCAGGGAUACAUCAUCCUCCACUCCCUCCAUCGUUAUCAGCCUCGUCUGCAUGUGAUAGAGGCGCGGGACAUGUUGAUGUGGGGCGGGGCCAGACACUCCUUCACCUUCCCAGAGACCCAGUUCCUCACCGUCACCGCAUACCAGAACAACAAGAUCACUGAACUGAAGAUCAAAUCAAAUCCCUUCGCUAAAGGAUUCAGAGAGGACGGGAUGAACAGCAAGAGGCAAAGGGAGGCGAGGUCUUCUAAGAGGAAGGUCAACUCUCAGGACCCAGAAGCAGACGACCUGGACAUCGAGUCAUGUGACCCGUGUGACCCAUGUGACUCCACGGAGCUCCUCCCACAAAAUCCUGCUCUUGCGAUCACAAGCUCCGCCCUAAACAUGGCAGACCCCUCCUUUGGUUUCCCUGGCAACGCUCCGUCCUUCCCUGGGUCGACCAUCGCGGAUCAUCCAAUCAGCUUGGGCCAAGCCUUUAUCUCCGCCCACAUCACCCAGAUCCCACAAAUCACAGAGAUUCCUGUCUCCAUGGACAGUGGACUGCCAACCACCACUCAGGAAGACCUCAACAACAGCUUGAUUGACAGGUCUGGUCAGAUGAUUGAUCUCCAGUUUGCAGACUCCUCUCAGUUCGACGCCUCAGUUCCUCAGCCAUCUUCAUCUUCAUCAUCAUCAUCAUCAUCAUAUUCCUCCCUCUCCUCCUCCAGGAGGCCCGACCCCCUCUCUCUCCCCGUUCCCCUCCCCGUCCCCCUCUCUCACUCCUCUCCCAUCACCUCCUCCUCAGAUCCCUCCUCUCUCUCCUCCUCUGGAUACUCCUCCAUGCUCCCCUCUUCCACCACCUCCUCCUCUCCUCCUCUCCAGCUCACAGUCUCCUCCUCCUCCUAUUCCUACAUCUCUCCCUCCUCUUCCUCCUCCUCUGACCACCUCCUCCUCCCCACCUCCUCUUCCUCUCCUCCUGUCUACUCCUCCAGCCUCCCAGUCAGCCACCACCCAGACUCCCUCAGCCCCCACACCCCAAACACUUUCUCCUCCUCUUCCUCCUCCACCUCCACUCUUCCUGCAUCUCCUUCUCAUCAUCAUCCAUCUCUGCACUCGAUCCACUCCUCCUCUCUCUCUGCGGCCCAGAGUCAGGUAUCACAGAUGGUUCCGACCCGCUCCGCCCCUCCUGCGGUCCAGAACCAGAACUCUAUUGCCAUGACGACUGCGUUCCCCUUCCCCCCACUGCUACCAGUCAACCCCGAACUGGAACCCUUUGGCCCACACACUCUCCAGAACACAGAGAUGGUGAGUACUAGAAAUAAGGAAAUAACCUCCACCUCCACCUCCUCCACUGCUACAGCCUUCCCCUUUCCACCCGCAUCCGACCCGGAUCCCAGCACUCCAAACUCCGACUCUGCCCCCUCUAGCGGUCACCUGACCUCCACGGUGUUCCAGUUCCCUCUGUCCGGUUCUGACCCCAAUGCUGCUCCAGCUCAGGUCAUUCCCGAUCCGCUCCAGAUUCCUGAUGCGGUCCAGCAGAGUUCCUUCCUUCCCUCCUCCGCCUCCUCCGCCUCCUCCUCCUCCUGUGUCUCCUCUUCUGUUGCCAUGCCGAUCCAUCAGUCCGCUCCUCCUGUAUCCUUUGCCCAUCCUGGUGCAGGGUCCACACUCCAGUCCUACCCCCUCCCACAUCUCAACACUGCUCAGACGCACCACAACCCCUCUCUAUCCUCCUCUCAUCCUUUCCCCUCCUCCUCUUAUCCCUAUUCCUCCUCUCAUCCCUACUCCUCCUCCUCUGGCCUCCCCCCAUCCCUCCCCUCCUCCUGUCCUCCUCUUCAUCCCUCUCUCUCAAACUCUGCUCCUGGUAUUCCCAACGGCGUUCCGAUGCAGUCAGGCUACCACUCCGCCUCAUCAGCAGCAUUCCCGGCAUCCGCAUUCCCCCAUAUCCCAGCCGCCUCCGCCGUUCCCAACGCGUCUCAAUUCACUUCCUGUUCCGUCAUCCCCCCACAGACAUUCCAGACACUCCCUAUGACGUCAUCAAACCUCGCCAGCCACCAUCACCCCUCGUCACUCCCUAUGACAUCAUCAAACCUCGCCAGCCACCAUCACCCCUCGUCACUCCCUAUGACAUCAUCAAACCUCACCCACCACCAUCACCCCUCGUCAUUCCCUAUGACAUCAUCAAACCUCGCCCAUCACCCAUCCGCUGCUGCAGUGUACCCCCAGUACCAGUCUGGAGUACCCACUACUGCCCCCUACCAUGCAGUACCGCCUGCUGAUGCCUCCUCCACCACCUCCUCUUACCCUGCCGGCCAGUUCAACCCUGCAGCUGCCGCCUACCUACCAGAGAUGGUACUGCACUCCUCUCUCCUGCCCCAUUCCAUGGACCCCUCCUCUCUCCCCUCCUCUCUUCCCUCAUUCUCUUCCUACCCUCCCCCUCUCCGGCUCUGCCAGGACCCCCGCUCAGCCUCUUAUCAAAUUCCGCUCAGGCACAUCUACAGGCAGCCCCAGCACCCCCAGGGGUCCUACCUGGACAUGAGCGGCAGGGCUAUGUUCUGAAGUGCAGUGGGAUGGCACAGGAAGAUGAGGGCCAUGCCACUCGGGUAAAGGAGACGUGUUCAAAAGUCCGCAUUGUGUACUGCAUACUAG
Engraulis encrasicolus (European anchovy) is the source of this 3270-nucleotide messenger RNA. It is a transcript of the gene tbx6, whose product is annotated as T-box transcription factor 6. The transcript has 9 exons. The record is from RefSeq and is a predicted model, not a curated record. Gene Ontology annotation, cellular component: nucleus. Gene Ontology annotation, molecular function: DNA-binding transcription factor activity, RNA polymerase II-specific; RNA polymerase II cis-regulatory region sequence-specific DNA binding. Lineage: Eukaryota; Metazoa; Chordata; Actinopteri; Clupeiformes; Engraulidae. Bases 127 to 3180 code for a protein of 1017 amino acids. Gene Ontology annotation, biological process: regulation of transcription by RNA polymerase II; cell fate specification; positive regulation of DNA-templated transcription.